GCAAAGGGAAAGCAAUGGAGCUGAAUGCAUCUUUGUUCGGUCGAGAGAAGCGUUCUGACGGCCGGUUUCCCCAUCAGCUGCGUCCGCCAGCAGUGGAAGUGGGACUGCUGCACAGAGCCGACGGGUCAGCACGCUUCCGCCUGGGAGAUACGAGCGUCACCGUGGCUGUCUAUGGGCCGUCGGAGGCACAGCAGCAGCGCAAGACCCUCCUGGACCGUGAGCGAUGAAUGAUCUACCUGUUUUGCCAUCCCAUGUUUGUUUCGGUCGUGUGAUCUGGUCGGUGUCUGUCUGCGUGUGUGUUGUGUUGUUCAGGUGCGUACGUGGAGGUGCUGGUUCGGCCUCUGAGCGGCCCGGCUGAUGCCGAGGAGCGCAGCCGCGAGGCCAUCCUGCAGAAGAUCUUCGAGGCGGCCAUCGACACCCCGAGGCACCCUCGGACAGUCGUGCAGAUCACUGUGCAGCCCAUGAACAACGACAAACCGGUGAGAGGAGAGAGGGUGGCACCAGGAAAAUCACCGCAUGACCGAAAUGCUGUCUGUGUCCGCUGUGUACAGAUGAUGCAUGUGUGUGUGGUGGGCAUCUACAUGGCCCUCCUGGACGCGUCGGUGCCGCUCCGCUCUCUCCCACUGGCUGUCGCCCUCGCCUACCGACCCCUUCCACAAGGCUCGCCCGACACGGACUUCCCCUUCCUCGUUGACCCACUGCACACCGAACUUGCGGUACUCAUGCACACACACAUUGGCGUGGCAUAGGUGGGCCAUGUCUGUCUGUUGCCUCAAGGCGUGUGAGGGUUGCAUUGUGAUCGUCCUGGACGCUUCCCACCGCCGGUCGAAAGCAGAAAGGGACGAAGGCGACGAAGCUCUUCCGUCAUCAGCGGCGGCAGCAGCUGCGGCCGUCCGUCGUGCGUCUGAUGCUCCCCGUGGCCGUGUGCUGGCGACGUUCCCCGAGUGCGGCGGGGCGAUGCCGCCCGAGGUCUUCCACACGGCACUCAAAGUGGCGGAGAACGCAUGCAAGGUCGGCAGGGCAAGGGGGCAGUAAAGCACCGGCGAGCAAAAUGGUCACAUGUCGGUCGGUGUGUCCGGUUAUUCAUGUAUAUGUAGGUGUUGGAUUCGUUUGUUCGUUUGAGCUUUGAGAGGCGUCUGACGCUGCUGCAGGCGGCAUUUCGGGUGCAGAACUCGCAUGGAGGAGAUGAUGAUGAUGAUGACUGAACGAACAGAUCUGGCGUGGGCCCAGGGAAGGAGGGGGGGGUUGUUCAGACUCUUCCUACUGUUGUUG
Molecule: messenger RNA, 1272 nt
Organism: Vitrella brassicaformis
Lineage: Eukaryota; Vitrellaceae
Source: the annotation of a GenBank genome assembly